CCGUGCAGAGCGAGCGCGAGCAUAAAUCACAAGUGCCGGGUCUGACGCAUAUUGCUGGAGAGGUUUUUUUGUUUAUUUGCUGCUUUGUAAUACUCCUCUCAGUAUAACGAAUAUUUUCCUUUCUCACAGGGUUUCCCUGAUAAAGUUCUGACUAGGACUCACAGCCCACUAUAGUUUGGACGUGAGUCGUUUUUCGAGGAAGGCGAGGAAAUUGUGCUAAUCCAACGAUGUCCAUCUUUUAAAAAAUCCGAUCGCCAGUUAAUUCGACAGCACACACGCAUGCCCCUGGGAGGCAGGGCGAAGCCGGGGGAACGGAAAAUGGAGAAAAAGACACAGAGGCGGAAGGCAGAAAGGAGAGGAGAAGGAAUCCUGAAGGGAAGCGGUGACACUGCGCCGAGCAGCGCGGGCCGGGUCGCAGGCGUGGGCGUCCGGCCGCCCCCGCGCCUCGGGCCGCCCAGCGCUGCCCACGUGCGGCCGCCGGGCCGUCCCUCCGACCAACUCACCGCAGGCGAACGACCCGUGCCGCUGCGCGGCGCUGCCCUGCCCCUUCCCUCCUAACGUGGCGAAACGCUGUCAUUCUCAGCAGGCAAAGCCGCUAGGGGGCCCUGUCACAAGCUAGUUACAAUUUGGCAAUAGACAAGCCUCCAUAAUCUAGCAGCGGAGGAAGCGCAGUGUCCCCCCGGGGACCCUCUUUGUUCUGGAGAUUGAGGCGAACGCCCGUGUCUCCCUGCGGAACUAGCAGGAAUUUCCCGAAGCAGCUUUGAAUCCGACUUUGAAACGCGCUGACACGUUCUCGAACACGCAGGUUUCAGCAGGUUUGGUUGCCGACAACGCGUCAAGCCCUGAGGAACAAUGGAAACGAGCACGGACACAGGCACGGCCCUCAGGGAGCGUGGGGCUGUGGAGAAGAAGUUAAGCGCCCCAAUAAGAGGGAACAAACCUGACGAUCCAAACACCGUGAAGGAGACGACGGAAGGUUUCUCUGAGGAAGCGACGCCCCAUGAACAACCAGGCAAAAAGGGCGGGAAAUGCAUUCCACUGAGGGAGCAACAUCUUUUUAUGGCUUCAUCGGUUAACUGGGGCCCCGUGUUUCCUUUGGAAGAAGCAAUAAACAGUUUGGAGAUGCAGUCAUUGCCUGAGCAUCAGUAUAAAAAGGCCAACUUGCCACCUGAUAAGACAAGAAGAUUUUCCUCUUCAAAAGAUAUCAAUUCAUAUAUUCACGAGAUUGUAGAAUUUCAGAAGAAAAACACAAACAAAAUUAGAAUCUUAAGCAAUUUGUUUUGGGGGAAUCAUCCCCAAAGAAAACGCAGAGGAUACUCAGAAAAGUGUUGUCUUAAAGGCUGUACAAAAGAAGAACUUCGUAUUGCAUGCCUUCCGUAUAUUGUUUAUAAAAACUAAAGCAAAAAGGAUCAUCAGUUGUGACUGAGAUAGACUAAUCAUCAUAGGAAUUAUACUAACUUAAUAAAAACUUAACAUAUUUACUUUUAACUUA
This is a messenger RNA of Equus caballus (horse), 1492 nucleotides long. The record is from RefSeq and is a predicted model, not a curated record. Lineage: Eukaryota; Metazoa; Chordata; Mammalia; Perissodactyla; Equidae.